This is a messenger RNA of Capronia coronata CBS 617.96, 1797 nucleotides long. RefSeq lists its product as uncharacterized. Gene Ontology annotation, biological process: Golgi organization; endoplasmic reticulum to Golgi vesicle-mediated transport. Lineage: Eukaryota; Fungi; Ascomycota; Eurotiomycetes; Chaetothyriales; Herpotrichiellaceae. Gene Ontology annotation, molecular function: small GTPase binding. The record is from RefSeq and is a predicted model, not a curated record. Gene Ontology annotation, cellular component: Golgi apparatus. The transcript is spliced from 3 exons. The coding region runs from base 1 to 1797 and encodes 598 amino acids.
AUGUUGACGGAAUGCAGGUUGGCUGACAUUUGUUUAACAGACCAGAAAUCCAAAAAGAAGAAAAAGUCCAAGAAGAAAGGCACUACUGCCCCGUCCCCGGCAGUAGAUGCUCCCACGAUCGCCGUCGAGCCCGAAACUCCUGAUCCUGGCGACGAACUAGAGACAAAGGAUACGGCAGAGAAAGAGAGCGAGGACACAGAACUAGAAGAUGACACCAAGGCGAGUGUGCACGCGGACAGCAAGCAGGAGUCUGUCAACGAACCAGAACCAAUACCAGAAAAAGAACCAAGCAUACCUACGACGGAGGAGACAAGUUCCGCAGCCUUGACAAAUGGGGAUGCCAGGACUGUGAACGAAACAGAGAAAUCCGUCGACAACAACGAUGCUGCAGCACGGUUUGACGCGCUCGUCAAAGAUCGCGAUGCCCUCCGUCUUGAAGUCACUCAGCUCCGCCAGUCACUGGAGGAACUACGGUCCAAACAUGCCACCGACAUCGAGACUGUCCGAAGCGAAUUGGCGGAGACACAAGCCGAGAAGGAAAGCGCAGAAGAGCAAUACCAAUCGCUACUUGGCAAGGUGAACACGAUUCGAUCUCAGCUUGGAGAGCGUCUCAAGGCCGAUGCAGAAGACCUGGCGCAAGCAAGGACCCAGAUAGACGAGCUGGAAGAACAAAAAUCCGAACUCCAAGAACGAUAUACCGCGCGGUCCGCCGAGGUCGAGGAGCUGACGGCACGCAACCAAGACCUUGCCACCAAAGCGGCGGAGCAGUCCAAAGAACUGUCGACGUUGCGCAAUCGCCUGACGCUGGCCCAGCAGAAUUGGCUGAAGGAGCGAGAAGAGCUCGUCGACCAGGAGGCGUACCUUCGCGAGGAGUUCGAAAGUGCCAAACAGGCCAUGCAUGACUGGGAGGUCCUGGCCAUGGAGGAACGUACUAUGCGCCGCGAUCUGGCCGACCGGAACGUCGAUCUGGAGGAGCAGGUCUCUGCCCUGAAAGAGGCGUACGAGAAAGCCGCAAGCGAACGUGACACUCAAACGAACACUGUCGAUGGAUUGCAGAGAGCGCUUCAGGAGAUCCAAUCGGUUCGAAAGCAAGAAUUGAAGGAACUCGUCGAGGCGAAUCAGAAGGAGCAAGAAGAGCUACGCGCACAGCUGCACGAACUCCAGACGAAACACGACACGACUGUCGCCGAGCUGGAGCAGACCAAGAAGGAACUCGAAAGGGCCUUGCCUUUCGAAAAGGAGGUCAAGGAGAAAAACCUGCUGAUCGGCAAGCUGAGGCACGAGGCGGUCAUUCUCAACGACCAUCUUACCAAGGCUUUGAGGUUUCUCAAGAAGGGCAAGCCAGAGGACAAUGUGGACAGACAAAUCGUCACAAACCACUUCCUUCAAUUCCUCGCCCUCGACCGGGCCGACCCCAAGAAAUUCCAAGUCCUCCAACUCAUCGCCGCCCUGCUAGGCUGGACGGACGAACAACGCGAACAAGCCGGCCUCGCGCGGCCUGGAGGCCACGGCAGCUCCAACACCUUUGCCUCGAAUUCCAAUUCCCUCCGACUCCCCGGGUCGCCGCUCUUCCACCGCACGCCGAGCACACCAGCUUUGCACCAUGAGUACUUCGGCCCGGACAGCCUGGGUGUUUCUAGCCCUGGUGCAUCGUCGGCGAGUAAGGAGUCACUGGCAGAGCUGUGGCAGCAUUUUCUGGAACAAGAGGCCGGAGCGAGUGCCAACAAGUCAACGAAGACAGGAAACUCGAGGCAAAGUAGUCAAAGCACGACGAUACCGCCACCGACGCCACAAUAG